AAUCAAAGAGUGGCGACUCAGCCCCAGGAAACACAAGGGACUCAUCUUCCAACUUCCUGCUAGGAGCGCCGUCGUCUGGCCGAAUGGGACCAGAUUGUCCGAAGAAAACAGUAAUUCAAUGAAACUGGAUUAAACAUUGAGCGCAAACAUGAGCUGGAUUCCUUUCAAGAUUGGACAGCCAAAGAAGCAGAUUGUCUCUAAAACUGUUGAAAGAGACUUUGAGAGAGAAUAUGACAAGCUCCAAAAGCUGGAGGAUCAGACAAAGAAGCUUCACAAGGACAUGAAGAAAAGCACAGAGGCUGAUUUAGCAAUGUCUAAAGCAGCAGUGAAGAUCUCUGCGGACCUUCUCAGUAACCCGCUGUGUGAACAGGACCAGGCCUUCCUGGAGUCCAUGACGGCUUUGGACACGGCCAUGAGGAGGAUGGACUCCUUCAACCAGGAGAAGGUCAAUCAGAUGCAGAAGACUGUUAUUGACCCUCUGAAAAAGUACAGCAGCGUCUUCCCCAGCCUCAACAUGGCAGUGAAACGUCGAGAACAGACCCUGCAGGACUACAAGCGCUUGCAGUCCAAAGUGGAGAAGUACGAGGAGAAGGAAAAAACUGGACCUGUGAUGGUCAAACUACAUCAGGCCCGAGAAGAGCUGCGACCAGUCAGGGAGGACUUUGAGGCCAAGAACAAGCAGCUGCUGGACGAGAUGCCCAAGUUCUACCACAGCCGCAUCGACUACUUCCAGCCCAGCUUUGAAGCCCUAAUCCGAGCGCAGGUGGUGUACUUCACAGAAAUGUACAAAGUGUUCAGCGAGCUGACGGAGCAGAUCGACCAGGAAGGUCUGACAGACGAGCAGAGACAGAGGGAGACCGAGGUCAAACUCAACGAACUGCGAGCUCUCUCCAUCGUGGCUGACGACUAACUGACUUCACCUUCUUUACUCCUUUCUUACUUUCAUCAGCAACCUCUCAGGACCUCCUCACACCAGUCCUCCCUCUCUGUGUCUCAUGUAGUCCUUAGUCAUUCCUGUUGUGAAAGGUGGUGGCUGUCAGCCACUCACUGGUUGAUUGUUCCACACAACAAUGUAGUGGAUGUGUGAUAUUUUAUUUGUAGUAUCAGUUAUAAUGAACAACCUGCGAGGGGCCGUGCUCUACCUGGCCCAGCAUGUGAUGAAGGUCCAGUUUGAGUACAUGAAAAACAGACAUACACAUGGCCACUGGUGUGUGUGUAUAAUAUAUGUAUAUAUAUGAAUGUACACACAUGUAUAAUAUAUAUAUAUAUAUAUAUAUAUAUAUAUAUAUAUAUAUAUAUAUAUAUGCAUAUAUAUACAAACCCCGUUUCCAUAUGAGUUGGGAAAUUGUGUUAGAUGUAAAAAUAAACGGAAUAAACUGAUUUGCAAAUCAUUUUCAAGUUGAAUAUGCUACAGAGACAACAUAUUUGAUGUUCAAACUGAUAAACAUUUGAUUUUUUGCAAAUAAUUAACUUUGAAAUUUAAUGCCAGCAACACGUGACAAAGAAGUUUGGAAAGGUGGCAAUAAAUACUGAUAAAGUUGAGAAAUGCUCAUCAAACACUUAUUUGGAACAUCCCACAGGUGUGCAGGCCAAUUGAGAACAGGUGGGUGCCAUGACUGGGUAUAAAAGCAGCUUCCAUGAAAUGCUAAGUAAUUCACAAGGAAGGAUUGGGCGAGAGUCACCAGUUUGUAAGCAAAUUGACGAAAAGUUUUAGAACAACAUUUCUCAAUGAGCUAUUGCAAGGAAUUUAGGGAUUUUACCAGCUACGGUCCGUAAAACCAUCAAAAGGUUCAGAGAAUCUAGAGAAAUAACUAAACGUAAGCGGCAAUGCCCGUGACCUUGGAUCCCUCAGGCGGUACUGCAUCAAAAACCGACAUCAGUGUGUAAAGGAUAUCACCACAUGGGCUCGGGAACACAUCAUAAAACCACUGUCAAUAACUACAGUUGGUCGCUACAUCUGUAAGUGCAAGUUAAACUCUACUAUGCAAAGCAAAAUCCAUUUGUCAACAACACCAAGGAACGCUGCUGGCUUGGCUGGGCCCGAGCUCAUCUAAGAUGGACUGAUGCAAAGUGGAAAAGUGUUCUGUGGUCUGACGAGUCCACAUUUCAAAUUAUAUUUGGAAACUGUGGACGUGGUGUCCUCCAGAACAAAGAGGAAAAUAACCAUUUGGAUUGUUAUAGGCGCAAAGUUCAAAAGCCAGCAUGUGUGAUGGUAUGGGGGUGCAUUAAUAAAUGAUAAAUGGGUUGUACUUGUAUAGCGCUUUUCUACCUUCAAGGUACUCAAAGCGCUUUGACACUACUUCCACAUUUACCCAUUCACACACACAUUCACACACUGAUGGAGGGAGCUGCCAUGCAAGGCGCCAACCAGCACCCAUCAGGAGCAAGGGUGAAGUGUCUUGCUCAGGACACAACGGACGUGACGAGGUUGGUUCCAGGUGGGAUUUGAACCAGUGACCCUCGGGUUGCGCACGGCCACUCUCCCACUGCGCCACGCCGUCCCCUUAGUGCACAUUAGUGCACAAGGCAUGGGUAACUUGCACAUCUGUGAAGGCACCAUUAAUGGUCCAUACAGGUUUUGGAGCAACAUAUUUUGUCAUCCCAGCAACGUUAUCUUGGACGCCCCUGUUUAUUUCAGCAAGACAAUGCCAAGCCGCGUGUUACAACAGCAUGGUUUCAUAGUAAAAGAGUGCGGGUACUUUCCUGGCCCGCCUGCAGUCCAUACCUGUCUCCCAUCGAAAAUGUGUGGCGCAUUAUGAAGCGUGAAAUACGUCAGCGAGACCCCGGACUGUUGAACGACUGAAGCUCUACAUAAAACAAGAAUGGGAAAGAAUUCCAGUUUCAAAGCUUUAACAAUUAGUUUCCUCAGUUCCCCAACGUUUACUGAGUGUUGUUGAAAGAAAAGGUGAUGUAACACAGUGGUGAACAUGCCCUUUCCCAACUACUUUGGCACGUGUUGCAGCCAUGAAAUUCUAAAUUAAUUAUUACUUGUAAAAAAAAUAAAAAAAUUAUGAGUUUGAACAUCAAAUAUCUUGUCUUUGUAGUGCAUUCCAUUGCAUAUUGGUUGAAAAGGAUUUGCAAAUCAUUGUAUUCCGUUUAUAUUUACAUCUAACUCAAUUUCCCAACUCAUAUGCAAACGGGGUUUGUAUGGGUUAGUGCGUCUGCCUCACAAUACGAAGUUCCUGCAGUCCUGGGUUCAAAUCCAGGCUCGGGAACUUUCUGUGUGGAGUUUGCAUGUUCUCCCCGUGAAUGCGUGGGUUCCCUCCGGGUACUCCGGCUUCCUCCCACUUCCAAAGACAUGCACCUGGGGAUAGGUUGAUUGGCAACACUAAAUUGGCCCUAGUGUGUGAAUGUGAGUGUGAAUGUUGUCUGUCUAUCUGUGUUGGCCCUGCGAUGAGGUGGCGACUUGUCCAGGGUGUACCCCGCCUUCCGCCCGAUUGUAGCUGAGAUAGGCGCCAGCGCCCCCCGCGACCCCAAAAAGGGAAUAAGCGGUAGAAAAUGGAUGGAUGGAUGGAUAUAUAUAUAUAUAUAUUUACAUACAUAUAUAUACAUAAAUACAUACAUAUAUAUACAUACAUAUGUAUAUAUACAUGCAUACAUGUAUACGUAUAUAUACAUAUAAACAUGUAUAUAUAAAUAUAUAGAUAUACACACAUAUAUAUAUAUAUAAAUAUAUGUACACAUAUAUGUGCACAUAUAUAGUAUAUAUAUGGGUGUGUGUAUGUAUUUGUAUGUAUAUAUACUCAUAUAUAUGAGUACAUAUAUUUAUACUCAUAUAUAUUAAUUUAUAAGAGUAUAUAUAUACUCAUAUAUAAAUAUAUGUGAGUGUAUAUAUAUACAUAUAUAUAAGUAUAUAUGAGUGUGCAUAUAUAUACGAGUAUAUAUAUAUAUAUAUAUAUAUAUAUAUAAAUGAGUAUAUAUGAGUGUAUAUAUAAAUAUAUACAUAUAUAUGUAUAUAUACGAGUAUAUAUAUUUUGGAACAGCACAGACUAUUACGAAAGUCAGUCUAGUCCGCCCUCUAGUGGCAAAAAGUCCCGUGACACCCAGUGUUGCCUGCAUGCAGCAGUUGUGUUGUCAUAGCAACCACACACGUUAUGUCACUCUUGUCUGGUUGUGAUUUGUGUGUCUAGAUGAUGUGUUAAUGAUUGUUUUGAAGGCUGUGUGAGGGCAUCACUGAAGACAAGAUAAAUAUUUAGAAUAAAGGUUUAGACAAUUGAUCAUGAAGAUGAAAAAUUGUUUCGAAUGUUUUCUGAUAUUUUUAUAUUGAUUUAUUUCACAUUGUACUUACUAUUACAACUUUAUUUCCGUAUGUAUUCUUUUUAAUCAAAGUCCCUCUUGUAACAUUAACAUUGUUUUAUAUUACAACGUUUACUACCUGUUUGGCAGCUGUACUUGUGUCAUGUCACCUCAUUGCUGGAAAAAGUCUUGAUAAUCCGUGUGUGUUUGUGUUCGUAUUAUUAUUAAAAUACAAUACGAGAUGAACUCCAAAUAAACUUAAUUUGUUUUGUGUA
Nerophis ophidion (straightnose pipefish) is the source of this 4511-nucleotide messenger RNA. RefSeq names its product bridging integrator 3 (gene bin3). Gene Ontology annotation, cellular component: cytoplasm; actin cortical patch. The transcript has 9 exons. Gene Ontology annotation, molecular function: lipid binding; protein binding. Gene Ontology annotation, biological process: plasma membrane tubulation; endocytosis; actin cortical patch localization. The coding region runs from base 149 to 910 and encodes 253 amino acids. NCBI's taxonomy places the organism in Eukaryota, Metazoa, Chordata, Actinopteri, Syngnathiformes, Syngnathidae. The record is from RefSeq and is a predicted model, not a curated record.